AUGGAUCGGAUCUGGACCCUGGUUGUGUGUUUGGGAGUUGUGAGUUCUGCUGCGCCUGGCUCGACUCAGGAUUCAUCCGGGGUGUUGUUUCUGAUCUCGGGUCCGGAGGUGUUGCAGGCUGGGACACCCACUCCGCUGGCUGUCACCGUCCUUGCUGACUUCUCUGGCAGGGUGAUGGCAGAAGUGGUGCAUGGCAGCACCAAAGUGGCCCAAACAGAGGACUUCCAAGGAGGUUUGACCAGAGUCCUCACACUCCCUCCUAUUCUUGGAUCUAUAACCAAGAACACCCUCUUAAACUUGACGCUGAGCGGCUACAGGGGGGACGAUCUCAUUUUCACCAACACCACCAGCCUCAAAUUCAGCCCCAGGAAUGUCUCCACCUUCAUUCAAACCGACAGAUCACGCUACCAACCGGGCGACACUGUCAGAGUCAGAAUUGUGUGUGUUCGGUUGGAUAAUCGUCCAUACAAAGGCAGGGUGGAUAUCUCUGUACAGGAUCCCAGUGGGAGUGUUGUGGACAGGUGGGGGUCCACAGGGAAUCUGGGGAUCGUGUUGCAGGAAUUCGGUCUAUCCCAGACGCCUCUUCUUGGCCAGUGGGCGAUCACAACCACAGUGAAUGGCAUGACUGAUCAGAGAGCAUUCAUUGUGGAGCAUUACGAGCGUCCUCCUUUUGAAGUGCUGUUCAAGACGGCGUCACAGAUCCUCGUUGGAGAGGACGUGUCAGGAUCAGUGAGAGCGCUUUACCCCAGUGGACAACCUGUACUUGGAACACUCACUGUCUCAGUCACUCUGGCAUCUGCAGCCUCUCCAUUCAUCCACACACAAACUAAAGAGAUCUACGGGUCAACAGGGUUUCUCUUCAGCAAAGAUCUGCUUCAAGACCUUCACGAUUCAUCAGGAACCAGCAGCGACGGCCGAUUACAUGUUGCUGCCAGUGUUGCUGACAGCUCCACAGGAGUUAAAGUGAACCAAACGAGUGAAAUCCAUCUUAUGAAGAACACAUUCCAGCUUGCAUUCUACGAUUUUCCACCUGCACUAAAGCCAUCUUUACACUUCUCUUCAAAACUGAGGAUCUCUCGAUAUGACAGAAAGCCACUGAGCUCAGUGGAUCUAAUGUACUCUGCUGUGGUUGAAGUCACUCAGAGAACAUCCAUGGCGACUGCUGAGCCUACGACUCUGACACUUCCAGUGCCCGAGGACGGGAACAUCCACGUUCGGUUUAAGUUACAGGAUCAAGUAGUGAUGCUUUUUAUUAGGGCAAGAUUCCAAUCCAGUGAGGAGACUCUGAGGGUCUACAACAACUACUCCUCUCCUAGUGGCUCAUAUAUUCAGAUCUCCCCAAUCGAAACCUUACCUGCACAGGUUGGAUUGCCUCUUCAGCUGGACAUAGAGAGCACCUUUCAGCCAACUGAUCUCCACUUUGUGGUGAGCUCUAGAGGUCAAGUGGUGGCCGCUGGGACAGAGACUUCUUCCUCUUUCUCUCUGACGCCAGCAGUGUCCUGGUCCCCUGAGGCCUGUGUCACUGUCUACUGCAUCCUUUCUGACGGGGAGGUCACCAGCGACACAGCGGACAUACCCAUCAACCAACACCACUAUGUGUCUCUAAACUGGAGCAGCGACAGAGCCCAGCCAGGUGAGCAGGUAUCCCUCACGGUGACUGCUCUUGAACCCAGGUCCCAGGUAAGAAUCAUGGUAAUGGGGACACGAGGUGACGCUCCGCCGGCUGACCUCGACUUGAAGGCGGAGCAGGAAUGUAAUAUUAAGAUGCUGACCAAUGCCAGGCUACAUAAGAAAAACAAGCCCAGUGGACCUAAAAAUGACGAUGAUGCCUUAAUGGUAGAGAAGUACUGGAGCCACUGGUUGGAUACCGCUGAAUCUUUGCUGUGGUUAGAUGCAAAUGUAAGUGAUAAAACGUGGACAAGUGAGGAGAUAACAGUGCCAGACGGCUUCACGUCUCUGAGAGCCGUUGCACUGGUGAUGUCAGACAACCUGGGUUUGGGCUUCACGCCUGCACCGCAAAAACUGAGCGUGUCCAAAGAUUUUUCCCUGUCUCUGGACGUCCCAUCACACCUCAUCAGAGGAGAGGAGAUUGUGCUGCAGGUGAACAUCAUCAACCAUUUAGAGCACGACGUGGAGGUCAUCCUGCUGAUAGCGCAGAGUGAGGCCUUUGAGUUUGUUUUGGCAGACGACGGGGAUGUCUCUGUGGUAAAUGCCCAAAAACUGAUCUUAGGGAGCCAUGCGUCUGCUUCGGCGCUGUUCCCUAUAAGGCUUUUGGCUCUGGGCAUGAUGGAAAUAACUGUGGACGCCAUAUCUGCGGAGGCCUCAGACAGCCUUGUUUGGACAGUGCUUGUGAAGCCUGAGGGAGUUGAACGGUCCUUCUCGGAGACUCUGUUCCUGGAGCUGGCACCAAUCAAACACAACAAUUCCAGAUCCGUCUCCUUCUCCUUUCCACCAGAUGUGGUGCCGGGCAGCCAGAGGGCCCAUGUGGCAUUGGUUGGCGAUAUCUUGGCCCUGUCCAUCAGUAACUUGGAAUCCCUGGUUCAGAUGCCUCUUGGCUGUGGGGAGCAGAACAUGAUCCACUUUGCGCCGAGUGUGUAUGUUCUGCAGUACCUGGACAAAUCAGCCCAGGACAACAAGGAGACCCGGAGCAGAGCUCUGGGCUACAUGAAGGAAGGAUAUCGGAGACAGCUGUCCUACCAACGAGCCGACGGCUCAUUCAGUGCUUUUCUUGGCACCUCUGGGAGCACGUGGUUGACAGCCUUCGUGCUCCGGUGCUUCCUCCAGGCUCAGCCCUACAUGCAGGUAGACCAGAGUGUCCUGAGCAGGGCCAUGGUUUGGCUCUUGAAACGCCAGGGGCCACACGGGGAGUUCGGCGAGGUGGGCAGGUUGAUCCACACGGAGAUGCAGGGAGGGCUAGACAAUGGCCCGGUGGCACUCACUGCCUAUGUGCUGAUGGCACUGCUGGAGGACGGCAGCUAUGCGGACAUGUACUCAGGUAACGUGUCCCUUGCCCGGAGGUACCUGGAGGACAAAGUGUCCAGUGGAGGGCUCAGUAACUACAGCCUGUGUCUGGUGGCCUAUGCUUUAGCUCUGGCUAAUAGUCCUGUGGCCAGCACUGCCCUGACUGAGCUCAGCAGGAGAGCAGACUACGCAGAUGGAGUCAUGAUGUGGAGCUCUUCGGCCGGCCGGGAGUCACAUGACUGGCAGCCGCGCUCGGCGCAGAUCGAGAUGACCUCCUAUGUGCUGCUGGCUCUCUUCAGGCGGGGCAGCUUGGUGGAGGGCAUUGCGCUCAUGAAAUGGUUAAGCAAGCAGAGGAAUCAUCUCGGAGGCUACGGGACGACACAGGACACUGUAAUUGCCCUCCAGGCUAUGGCUUACUACGCUGCCUUCAGCGGCGCCAACGCCAUCGACCUCAGGCUCAGAAUAUAUGCCCCAAAGUCUUUGUUUGUGUCAAUAUUUCACAUAAACUCCACCACCUAUGAGACGUACCAGAGCCAAGAGAUUAAUGCUGACGAACAUGUCGACCUAAAUAUAUACAUGGAGGGAAGAGGAUUUGCAAUAUUUCAGCUGAAUAUCUUUUACAACCUGGAGAGCAAAGCAUUUUCACAGAGCCUCCGGCACGCCACGCACGAGGAGGCUUUCUCGCUGGAUGUGGAUGUUACUGAGGAAAGAGACCACAAUCACAUGCUGUUAUCGAUAUGCACCAGAUUAAAGGACGAUCAGACGAUACCUCACACAGGCAUGGUCAUAUUGGAUGUGGGCAUGCUCAGUGGUUUCAGUCUCUCGCCUGCAGCUACGCCAACCGAUCUUAUCAGGAAGGUGGAGGUACUGCCAGAGAAAGUCAUCCUCUACCUAGAUUCACUUACCAAGUCAGAGGUUUGCAUCAGACUUCCAGUCGUCAGAGAUUACAAAGUGGCCCGCGUACAGGAUGCAGUGGUGCAGGUUUACGACUACUAUGAACCGACGAGAAAAGCGACGAGAACAUACAACUCGGAUGUUCUGCACAACAUGAACUCCUGCUUCUUCUGUGGUGAGGACUGCGGUCGCUGUACCUCAGGAUUCACACUCGCGGUGUCCUCCCAGAUGUCGUCCCGCCCAGUAAGCAGCGUCACCCACAGCUUAGUUUUCCUGUUUCUUGGAGUCGCUGCUUUUUUUUAUUGAAGUCUAUAGCUAUGAUAUAAUUAGGCGUAAUAAAUAUACAUCAUUUUAGUUUGUACACACGUUGAUAUGCACAGGAUGCAAUUUUUAAUGUUUUUUGUAUAAUGUUACACUACUUUAAUGAUUUCUUGACAAAUGAUUGUGAUAUUUAGAGGCCUGUCCACUCUUUUGCGCAGUGCACGGGCCUUCUGCUGUUUACGAUGUGUUUUGUUUUUGAGCAGAAUGUGAAUGAAAAAAUUUGGAAACCUCUCUGUUAAAUUUAUGUUCUCGCCAUAUUUGUUUUGGUAUGAUACACUCGAAAACAAAUAAAAUCAUUUCCUUAUUUAGUUUAUAAAUCCUGCCAUCCUCCACACGAUUCCACGUGUUGAGCGGAAUAGAAAGUUGGAUGAAGAGUUCAUGUGCAGUUGCAAACUGAACGAAUGAAAAAAAGAUUUAUUUCUCAGCACCACAUGUGUCCUGUUGUCCCCAUUUUGGCAGAAAAUGCAGACAUGUUAAGCUGCCUGAAGCAAUAAGAGGCUAAAAUAAGAUCGGCUCCGCUGUACUCUUCAGGAAGUGACUGACUUUUGGGCUUGAUAUGUUUUCACUCAGGUUGCUUUAUAGCAGUCCUGCUUGUGGGAAUCAGUCCACGCUGGGUUAGAGUUUAAAUUUGUCAUCCAGAAGGAAGAUGCCCUCAUUUACAAUGAGAUAAAGUCUGCCUUACCCCUCUGCGACGUCAUGAAACUCUGAGCUGAAGGAAUGCAGACUGACCUGCAGGAGCAUGCAGUCGAAAGGUUUGGGGUUGUUGAUGCAUCAAGAAAUAUGAGUUAUUUCUGAGAUUCCAGCCCCAUGUUCAUUUUGCGCCACAUGAACAUUUCACACCAUGUUCCCCUGAACAUGAUUACUUUUUUCAUCGUG
Messenger RNA from Chelmon rostratus (copperband butterflyfish), 5052 nucleotides. Its product is annotated as CD109 antigen-like. The transcript is spliced from 32 exons. The record is from RefSeq and is a predicted model, not a curated record. Gene Ontology annotation, cellular component: extracellular region. The coding region runs from base 1 to 4161 and encodes 1386 amino acids. Lineage: Eukaryota; Metazoa; Chordata; Actinopteri; Chaetodontiformes; Chaetodontidae. Gene Ontology annotation, molecular function: endopeptidase inhibitor activity.